Eutrema salsugineum is the source of this 934-nucleotide messenger RNA. Its product is annotated as transcription factor TGA4. Gene Ontology annotation, molecular function: sequence-specific DNA binding. NCBI's taxonomy places the organism in Eukaryota, Viridiplantae, Streptophyta, Magnoliopsida, Brassicales, Brassicaceae. Bases 38 to 733 code for a protein of 231 amino acids. The transcript has a single exon. Gene Ontology annotation, biological process: DNA-templated transcription. The record is from RefSeq and is a predicted model, not a curated record.
AACUCACUCAAGACUUAGUGACUACUUCAUGUAAAACAUGCCAAUCACCAGCAGCAGCUCUCAAAGCUUCACUAGCUUCGUUAAUGGCUGGCUUACUCGUCACAGGUAUUUCGUCGAACAGCUUACAUGCGCUUCUUCCUUGGACGAAAUCACCGUCGAAGAACAGCAAUCUCUGGUGACCCAAUUCCUCUCUCACUGUCUUCAAUACUACCAAGAGAAAUCCGCCGUCGUUUCCCUCGCCGGCGACAACGUAUUCACUUUCUUCUGCCCACCGUGGUUCAGCUCCUACGCUAAACUCAUUCUCUGGGUCGGCGAUUUCAAGCCUUCCCUCGUCUUCAAACUCACCGAGGCCUCCGUCGACGACCUCACGCGCCACCAGCAAGACCUGAUCUCGAGUCUCCGGUCGGAGACGAGGAGGAAAGAGAGGGAUGUGAUACGUGAUUACGCGCUCGUGCAGCAGAGCGUGGCGGAUCCGCCGGUGAUGUUGGCGGCGAGGCGUGUUGGGGUGAGUGAAAUGGUGGACGGAGAAGAGUCGGAUUUGGAGGAGGCGAUGGAGGUGCUUAAAUCGGGGAUGGCGGCGGCGAUGAACAACGCCGAUCAGCUACGGUGUUCGACGGUGGGGAAAGUGGUGGAGAUUCUUACUCCGUCGCAGGCGAUUAAGGUGUUGAGGACAAUCGGAGAGCUUCACCUUCGCUUAAGGGAAUUGGUGGGUUUGGAAGGUGACCACGAAUGAGACCAUCGAAUUUGCUCUGCUUCUUCAACCUAUUAACCAUAUAUGGAGUCGAUCAUUUUUCUUUCGGGUCUCUUUGGAUCUUGGAAACAUUCGCUUUUGAUGAUUUUGAUCUUUAAAAAGAUUUUAAAAUCGGGCAAUUUUGUUGUCGUGAUUAUAUUAUGAUGUAAUGUUUUUGGCUUCGGCUUCUUUCUUAGUUCCUAA